UAUUUAAGAAACUUAGAAUCAUUCAAUAACUUAAAUAUUGGUGAACGAAUUACGAUAUAAUUAAGUACAAAGAAAUUACAAAGCGAAAUGAGUAGUAUUAGAGACAGAAGACGAUUGAAAUAUCAUAAUAAUUCAUAAACUAAUACCAAUUUAAACUAGAACUCUAAUGCAAAUAGUGUUUAUAAUUAAACAAUUAUUAUGCACAGCCCAUAGUUUAGCAUAAAUAAUACAUUUAUCAAUGAAUAAAAUGCAAAUAAUGGUAGUAAUUCUAACAAUCAAUCAAUUAAUUACUACCAAAUUAAUUAACAGGCUAAUAUCGAAAAUAUCAACAACUAAAAUAUUAUCAAUACUCCAUCUUAUUAUGCAAAGUAAGAACCGAAUUUAAGUAGAAACGCAUCUAAAAAUAACAGCGCUUAGGGAAAAGUAUAUAUAAACAGAAAAUUGUCUCAUGAGAAAUAUUUUAUGAAUUUCUUUCCUCCCACUAAAAGUAAUCAAAAUUCUAUCACUUAUGAUAUGAACGAAAGCAUAAAAACAUAAGAAUAGAUUAUGGGAAAUUUAGCUUAAUAUCAAACAUUAAAUCACUAAAAUUAAAAUGCAAAGGAAUAUAAUACAAUAUAGUAUAAUUCACUUCAGCCGCCACCAUCUUAGGAAGGUAUUUCUUAAUCUAAAUCUAAAGGGAAAAAUAGCUUUAGAAAAAACUCAGUUAAGCGUCCAUCUAUGAAUUCACCUCCAUAAAGCUAUAUACCUUAACCACCUAAUCAAUCUAGUUAGUACAAUUCAGUUUGCAAAUAAAAUAAUUAACAGACUAAUAAAGAUAAUAACAGUAUAGAGUUUUAAACUGCCUUUGUGAUGCCUGACAAUCCUCAAAAUCUAUAAAAUUUAUUCUUAGCUUAAAAUCCUGAUCUAGGUAGUCGUAUUGUUGUAGAAAAAAAAAGUAAAGAAAGGCUAGAUAAAAAUAUUUAACUAAUGCAAAUAUAUGGUAACAAAGCAAUUAAGAGAUCAUAGAAUUAAAUCCCAAUCUUAAAUUAAUCAGGAUAAAUUUUAAAUUAUUAUGUGCCACAAGAAUAAAGAUAGAGUAAGUCUACUGGACGCCAUCAUAGUGUUUUAAAAAGGAGGUAAAUAAGAGAUAGUUCAAAUCCAAUUAACUCUUGCAAUGAAAGUUAAACUAUUUAACAUACUAAAUGCAAUAUACUUCCAGGAGCAAAUUUUAGAUCAAUUUCACAUGAAAGAUAAAGUCUUUACUCUAAUUUGAGGCAGUAAAAUUCUAAAGGUUAUUUUGAAUCUCUAAAAACUGAUGUAUAUGUCAAUGGAGAAAGAUAGAAAAGUAGUGCAUAAAGAGGAUCAAAAUAAACACAGUUAUCUUAAAAUAAUAUAGCAUCGGCAUAUUAAUCUAAUAAUACCAACUAAAUUUAACAUUAAAGUUAGCAAAAAUAAAAUUCUGCAUAAUAAUUUUAAAUAUAAAAUCCUGCAUAGGUUAUAGCUUAACCAUAGAGAUCAAAAAGCUUUGGCAGGUCUAGAGCAUAUAAAUUUAUAAAUAAUUCAAACGAAAAAUAGAAUAAUGUCUUAUAAGAAGUUUUAAGCUCAUAAUAAAAUCAAAUAAAAAAAUUGCAUAUUAAUAAAAUUAAAUUAGAUAAUAAUUUUUAUGGAAAAGAUGAAUAACUAAUGCAAAGAAAUGAUAGUGGAGAAAACAUUAAUUACUAAUCAUAGCAAAGUGAUUAUUUAGAAUAAUAUAUUGGUGCUAUAGUUAAUUAAGAAAACAUGUCAACCUCUAAUUAUGACAGACUUUCUUCCCAUAUGGAUAAACUUUCACAAAAAAUUCUUACUUAAUAAUCUGAUCUUAAAAACUUACUUUAACCUUUAAGUUCUGUGUAAAACUCUGAAAAUCUUCAAUAAAAUUAACACUCAAAUUUCAACAGAUUUUCUUUUGAUUAAAAUUAUGAUCCAAAUAGGAGCUUUAAUGAUCUUCCAUCUUCUGUUAUUGAAGAAAAAAGGUAAGAUGGAGGUGAUGAUUCUGAUAAAUAUAAUAAUGAUUAGUUUGAAGAGGAUUAAGAAUCAGUUUAAGGACCUUCGUUUGCUCCUUCAGUUCUUAAAAAGGAUAGUUUUAUAAGUUAAGAUAGCAAAUAGCCUAUUUAAAAUUAUCACAAUUAAUCUUACAAUAUAAAAGAAGACUCUCAUAUUAUGAGGCCUUAGGGCUCAAAUAUACCUUAAUAAUAAUCGCAUUAUUCAUCAAUAAACUCUUUUGGUUGUCCUAAUUCGUUUAUUGUAGAUAAGUAAAAUAAAGAAAACAAUGAACUGCAAACAAUAAAUGUAGGAUCAUUAAUGUCAAGUUAAUAAGUUGAAGUUAUUGAAGAGUCUUUUGGUAGUAAUUUUUAGCAAUAGAGCUCUGUUUUGAAUUAAAAGCAAAGUAAGCAGUAAAGUAAAGUGCAAUCAGAAAUAAAAUUAAUAGAUGAAAGUAUAGUUCAGUAAAAUUCCUAACAGUCUUUUGUUCAAGCUUAACAAAAAUAAAAAAUGCAGCCUCAUCCUCCUUAACUGUAAAAAGCAGCUUUAAGAAGCUAAGGAAGUUUAGGAUCCUAAUUAGAUGAGGUGGAUGUAGUUGGAUAGCUUAAUAAAAAAUAAAAAUAACAAAACCAAUAAGUAACUUUUUGUGAGUCACCAAUAAUAAUGGAACCAAAAUAAGAAUUGCUAGCUGUUGCAGAUGAUAAGAGAUUUAAAAGAAAUGCUGCUAAAAUUUAUAAAAGAAAUGAUUUACUAAACAAAAAUACUCUAAAAGACUCUAAAGACAAUAUAGAUGUUUAAAAAAUAUAGUAAAUGAAAUUAAAUUUACAGUUCCAAGUAGGAGAUAAAAAGACACUUAUACCUUAAUAGAAUCAAAAGUUAGAUUAAUUAAAAGACAAACUAACACUGUAAUUAGAAAAUGUAUCUGCAAAUAUUAUUAAUAAAGUUAAUUAAAAUCAAUAAUCAAUCGAUGAUUAAGGCUCUGAUCUUAAUCCAGUUGAUGAGUUGAGUACCUGCAAAGAAGAAAGAAAUCUUCUUGAUGACAAUGAAGAAGUUAUUAAUUCAAAAAAAUCAAUAAUAAAUUCCUAAUUUGAUUAAAUGAUAGUUACUUCUUUAAAUAACUAUCUUAACAAAACAGAAACUGAUCAAGAUAUUAAAGUAAAAUCUGAUGGAAACUUCUAGCAUUAUAAAUACUGA
This is a messenger RNA of Tetrahymena thermophila SB210, 3192 nucleotides long. RefSeq lists its product as hypothetical. NCBI's taxonomy places the organism in Eukaryota, Ciliophora, Oligohymenophorea, Hymenostomatida, Tetrahymenidae. The transcript has 6 exons. The record is from RefSeq and is a predicted model, not a curated record.